AUGAAGACGACCUACACCUUCGCGUCGCUCUUGACGCUCCUGUCGGUCGGCAUCUCGGGCAUCCACGCCUUUGACAAGGCCCAGAACUACUACGUCGAGAUCCCGGGCGGCUACGGAAGGCUGGUCUGGCAUCCUCGGGGCAAGCUCGCCGAGCAGAUCUGCCUCGAGCCUCCAGCCACCUACAAAAAGGCCGCCUACGGGGACUGGACACUUUCAUUCGCCGACGAUGACGUUAGCGGCGACCUUCCCUUUUCAGGACGAUGCACCCAGUACGGUCUGGCUGGUUGGGACAUGGUCAUCUCCCACAUCGAGGGCGGCGGCGGUGACGGCACCACGUUGAGGAUCGAUAUCUCGGGCGUGACCAAGCAGACCGUCACGCUCCCUGACCACUUCAUCCCCACCAACUGGAGCUGA
This is a messenger RNA of Pseudozyma flocculosa PF-1, 414 nucleotides long. RefSeq lists its product as uncharacterized. NCBI's taxonomy places the organism in Eukaryota, Fungi, Basidiomycota, Ustilaginomycetes, Ustilaginales, Ustilaginaceae. The transcript has 2 exons. Bases 1 to 414 code for a protein of 137 amino acids. The record is from RefSeq and is a predicted model, not a curated record.